GGUAAAUAUCUCAGUUGAUGCCGAAGCGCUGAAAAUUUUUAUUGUUCGGCUAGGAUUUAUCUAGCUGCUCUUUGUGUCUAUACUCUGAUUAACAAAGAUAAGAUAGACGUACUAAGACUACUAUAUUUUAUUUGCGAUUAAUCAUUCAAGUCUUUAAUACCAUCAAGUGACGACGAUCAAGGCGAUUAAACAAUGACGGGGAAAGAAAAUAAUGAAUCCAAUCAAGAUGAAUAUGAUAAUGAAAUUGCAGAAAAGAAAAUUCCUUACCCUAAAUCAGUAUUUUUUAUAGUCAGCAACGAAUUUUGCGAACGAUUCAGCUACUAUGGCAUGCGAACGAUCCUCAUCCUUUAUCUCACGAAUAUACUGCUGUUUAGUGAAUCACAAUCGUUAGUAACUUACCAUACGUUUUCCAUGUGUGUAUAUUUUUUCCCAAUAAUUGGUGCCAUAAUUUCAGACAGUUUUUUAGGAAAAUUCAAUACAAUCUUUUAUGUUUCGAUGAUAUAUGCUAGUGGAAGUAUUCUACUUGCACUAACAGCUAGUGAUCCCAUAGGGUUACCUAAAGUUGGUUUCUCAAUAUUGGGCCUAUUACUCAUAGCCAUAGGCACCGGUGGUAUUAAACCAUGCGUUGCAGCGUUUGGAGGAGACCAAUUUCGCCUACCCCAACAAGCGAAGGACCUAGAGAGGUUUUUCUCAUUAUUUUACUUCUCUAUCAAUGCUGGAAGUUUGAUAUCAACUUUUAUAACUCCAAUUUUAAGAAAUGAUGUACAUUGUUUUGGUAAUGAGAGCUGUUUUCCUUUGGCUUUCGCAGUUCCCGGAAUUCUGAUGGUAAUUUCUAUAGUCAUCUUCGCCUCAGGACGACCAACGUAUAAAAUCAAAAAACCAGAGGGCAACGUUAUAGUACAAGUUACAAAAUGUAUUGUGUGCGGAAUAAAGAAUAAGAUGAAGUCCAAAGAGAAAAAGGAACAUUGGCUUGAUUAUGCAGAAGAACAAUAUGGAGAAAAACUAGUAAACGAGGUUAAGGCAACACUCCAUGUUUUGGUUCUCUUUCUUCCGCUGCCGAUUUUCUGGGCUCUCUAUGAUCAGCAAGGAUCAGGAUGGACCUUGAUGGCAGUGAGAAUGGAUGGAAACAUUGGAUUCUACACAAUUUUGCCAGAUCAGAUGCAAGUCGUCAACCCAUUGUUGAUUUUGGCUUUUAUUCCACUAUUUACCUAUUACGUUUAUCCACUUCUAGGAAAAUGUAACUUACUGAAGACUUCUCUGCAGCGAAUGGCUUGUGGAGGACUUUUAGCAGCUCUCGCUUUUGCCGUUUCUGCAUUUGUCACUAUGGCUAUUGAAAGUAAUGAUCCAAUAUUGCCAUCAGCUGGUAACAUGCAAUUAAGGGUGUACAAUCCGUCAAGCUGUAGUAUGUCUGUUAGCACCGAUAUAACAGAAAUAAAGUCAUUUACCUUAAAUCCAACAUCUUCCUAUGUGGAUGAGGAUAUUGCAUGGAGUGGAAAUAAAUCUGUAACAUUUAUAUUUGAGUCUAAACAACCUGAAUGUUUAGGUGGUAAACAAAUGAUUUCUCUAGCGGAAAAGAACGCAUAUGGUAUUUUUAUUCAAGAAAAUGGGACGAUCCGCUUUUAUGAAGAUGAUGUCGCUAAGAGCAAAACUGGUUAUCCUUUAGUGAGAACUCUAUCUUAUAUUGACACAGAUGUUAAGUACAUCUUAAAAGGAAAAUCGAUUAAUAUCAAUGCAGGAAACAUAUCUGCAAGAGAAUUUUCCAGUCCUGGUAGUUGGUCAGUAAACAUAGGAGAUAAACAAUUUGAAAAAUCUGUGGACUUGAGACUUGGUGGAACAUAUGCUGUAAUGCUUAAUGAGAAACAAAUGGAAAUGGGUUAUACGGUAGUGACAAAGCCUAAUGCAGUCCACAUAGCUUGGUUACUUCCUCAAUAUUUUAUUAUAACUGCUGCAGAAAUUAUGUUUUCCAUCACAGGAUUAGAGUUUUCGUACUCUCAAGCCCCAGCUUCAAUGAAGUCCUUACUGCAAGCUUGCUUUUUAUUGACCACUGCGUUUGGAAACUUAAUCAUUGUUAUUAUAGAAUCCAUCGAGAUUUUCGAGAAAAAGAGUAACGACUUUUUCUUAUAUUGUGGACUGAUGGUGGCCGAUAUGUUGAUCUUUUCAUUCAUGGCCAUGAGGUACAAAUAUAUAAAGAAGGAAGAUUCGCCAUCAAGCUCAGAAAACGAUCCUAUAGAAACUAAAGCAAAUUCAACCAAUGGUAUCGACAAUCCAUCAUUCGUAAAAAGUUCUAAUAAUAUUAAUAUUUAAGAAAAAUAACUCGAAUUUUCAACUAUGAAAAUUUUAUUUAUUUGGGGGCUACAUUCACAACCAGUGUACUGAUUUUUUAAUAUCAAGAAUUCAAAAUUUAAGAAGCAUAACUUAAACACAAAAUUGGAGUGAUCUUGUAAGAUAUGACAGAUUAUAUUAGCUUGUUCUAAUUCAAGUAUUUCAUUUAAUUUUUCUUGUAAUUAUACAUUUUAUAUAGAUAAGUUACCCUUUUUGACUUUAUAAUAUAGAAUACAUUAGUACAUAUUGUAUAAAUAUCAGUUGACGCUACCCCCGUAUUGAAAAGAAAUAGAGAAAUGUAAAUAUUUUGACUGAUCUUAUUUAUUUCAGAUGUAUUAAAUCGUAAAGUAACGUUAGUGCAAAUAAAUGACAAUCUUUAGAAAAUCCAAAAUGUUUAUUUUUUUUAAAUGCGUAUUUUUGAUAUUCUUUUAGUACUUCAUUUCUGAAAAGACCUUCAAAGACUUUGUAUAUUCGCUCCGUGCGUGACCAUGGUAGGGGUACCGUGAAACGAUGCCAGCGUGCAUAACGUCAAAAUAUAACAAAAUUGGAAUCAUCUUUUUACGCAUAAAGAUUCUAGAUUAAAAACAUUUGUAACUUCUGAGCAAUAUCAUUAUAUAUGUAUUAAGAAAAUGUAUAUAUUAUAAAAUAUUUGUUUAAAAAAUACAUAUCAUUAGAUUUGUACGUACUUUAAAAAUGAAAUUAUUUCAAAAUCAAAUAGAAUUUUGUAAAAACAUUUUGGAAAUUUUUAAAGAUAAGUUGAUUAUUAAAGUAUUACCGAAGAAAAAUGAGUUUUUGCAGAACUCCAAACAAGAUACAAAAUAUUUUUAUAUAAAACAGCUGAAAUAGUGUAUAUGUAUAUAUACAUUAUAUAUAUAUACAUCUAUAUAUAUAUAUAUAUAUAUAUAUAUACAGAUACAUCUAAAAAUAUUGUAAUAAUAACAAAUAUAUUUUUACAUUGUGUACAUAUAUUGUUGUAAAUAUAUUUUAUUAUAUUA
This is a messenger RNA of Diabrotica balteata, 3317 nucleotides long. The record is from the annotation of a GenBank genome assembly. NCBI's taxonomy places the organism in Eukaryota, Metazoa, Arthropoda, Insecta, Coleoptera, Chrysomelidae.